CUUUCCCUCCCGCCUCCGUGGCCACAUCGACGCGUUUUCCUUUCGCACUCUCCCCUUUUGCACUCACGCACUUCAUCAUGACAAACGGCACUUCCACCGUCAAUCCUUCCGAGGUCGGCUGGCAAUUCGUUCCUCAGUACUACACCUUCGUCAACAAGCAACCCAAUCGUUUGCAUUGCUUCUACACUAAAGCUUCUACUUUUAUACACGGCACCGAGGGCGAGGACGGCAAGCCAUGUUACGGUCAACAGGAGAUUCAUAAUAAGAUCACCUCGAUUGGAUUCCAAGACUGCAAGGUCUUUAUCCACUCUGUUGAUGCGCAAUCAUCUGCCAAUGGUGGGAUUAUUAUCCAAGUCAUUGGCGAGAUGUCAAAUAAGGGCGAGCCAUGGCGAAAGUUCGUCCAGACCUUCUUCCUCGCCGAGCAGCCCAACGGCUACUUCGUCCUCAACGACAUCUUCCGCUUCUUGAAGGAAGAGGCUGUCGAAAGUGACGACCAGGCGAGUGAGGUCGAUGCCACUGCUCCCUCCCAGCAACCACAAUCUGUCCCUCCUGUACCACUUUCUCCUACUCCGCCACCACCACCUGCAGAACUGCAGCCGGAGCCGCCAGUGACUCCCACUCCUCCGCCUGCAUCAAAACCCGCUGAGGAGGCCCCAGCACCGGCAGCACCCUCGCCUGCACCGGAACCCCAGACCAACGGUGUCCACGCGCCCGAGCCAGAAGUCGAGCCAGCACCUGCGCCCGUGGAGAGGUCGCCCUCCCCCGCGCCUGAGCCGCCCGCUACUGCUUCUCCACCCCCGGUCUCGCCGCCGGCCCAGCAUGAGCCUCUGCCGUCUGUACCAGCUCCUGCUCCUGUUGCUGCGCCUGCGCCAGCCCCGCCUGCACACGUUCAUCCGCCUGCACCUGCCCCAGCCGCUCCGCAGCCCAUGCAGCCGCCCCAGCGUAAGACCUGGGCCAACCUCGCUGCGAAGGACUCCAACAAGUGGGGCGCCGCGGUAGCGAACGAAGUGCGUGGCGUGAGCGAGGCCCCGGUGACCGCUGUGCCAGCACCGCUGAGUGGACCUCAGUCGCCUGCGCCGCAUGUAACGACGCGCCCGACGGUCCCCCGGGAUCAGCCACAUCCGGCGCUGCUCGCAGCUCAGAACGUGCAAACUGCGCAGUGCUUCGUUAAGAGCGUGACCGAGAACAUCCCCGACUCUGCUCUGCGGAAUACGCUCAUCCAGCGCUUCGGCCCCGUCAAGGAGCUCGAGAUUCUGCGCGCUAAGGCGUGCGCGUUCCUCGAGUUCACGCAGCUCGAGGCUGCGCGCCGUGCGAUCGCCGCGUCGUUGCCGAUCGGCCAGGGCGGUGAGGGUGGUAUCCGGAUAGACCUCGAGGGCGGGGGACAGGGCCGCAUCAUCGUUGAGACACGGAAGGAGCGUGGCGAACGCCCGCCCCCACGUGGUCCCCCGAUGAACGGCGGUGACAGAGGACGGGGUGGAUUCCGCGGCCGCGGUGGCCCCGGUGGCGGACGCGGACGUGGCGGGCCGAUGCCGCCAAAGUAA
This is a messenger RNA of Postia placenta MAD-698-R-SB12, 1541 nucleotides long. RefSeq lists its product as hypothetical. The coding region runs from base 78 to 1541 and encodes 487 amino acids. Gene Ontology annotation, biological process: ribophagy; protein deubiquitination. The record is from RefSeq and is a predicted model, not a curated record. The transcript is spliced from 4 exons. Gene Ontology annotation, cellular component: Ubp3-Bre5 deubiquitination complex; ribonucleoprotein complex; cytosol. Gene Ontology annotation, molecular function: mRNA binding. NCBI's taxonomy places the organism in Eukaryota, Fungi, Basidiomycota, Agaricomycetes, Polyporales, Adustoporiaceae.